Nylanderia fulva is the source of this 841-nucleotide messenger RNA. RefSeq lists its product as uncharacterized. NCBI's taxonomy places the organism in Eukaryota, Metazoa, Arthropoda, Insecta, Hymenoptera, Formicidae. The record is from RefSeq and is a predicted model, not a curated record.
GCUUUCUAACCUAUUAAUUAUAACCUCUAGUUUUUUCCAGGCACAUGUUAUUACUCGAUAUUUCCGAGUGUUUUUGAAGAGGAAAAAGAGAAGUGUUAAUAAUAUUUUCAUAAAAUAAUUUUUAUAUGUAAUUAAUUGUGAACGCAAUCUUUUUUCAAAUCACACUCAUCAUGCGGUUAUCUCAAUUGAAAAAACAAAGAGACCGAACAUUGAGUGUGACUCUUCCCCAUGUAAUUAAAGAUAAACAGGAAGUUGAACGUUUAUUUACGGGUACUUUUUAUGUAAAAUUACCACGACAAUCCAGUAGAUCAUGUCGUAUUGUAUUCUCUACUGCGGAAGAGAAAAUGAAGAAUUGCAAACUUGCAAAGGACAAAACAAUCAAUGGCAAGCGAAUUUUUGUCAAACCGUUACAUGCUGUUGUACUUAAAGAAGAAAUCCAGAAAGUUAAAAGGAAGAAAGUUGUUAUGCCCGAAAUCAAAUCUGAGAUUAAAGUGACACAAACGAUAUUUAUCUCAAAUAUAGCAAAUGGUAUAAAAUCACAUGAAGUGAGAGGUGCCCUACCUGGAUGUAUUCAUGUUACUUUAUUAAAAUCUUACAAUAAAGACUUUAGGAGUGCAAUAGCUAAAAUGGAAAAUAUUCAAGUAGCAGCAGAAUACUUAAAGAAUAAAAAUAAGUGGCCUGUUUUGAAAGGACAUAAAAUAUACUUGAAAUCAGACACAAGAACAAAACAUAAGAGAAAAUCUUCUAAUAGCACUUUAAAAAUUUAUGAUGGAAACACAAUAGAGGAACAGAAAUUCGAUACUAAAGCUCAGACUAUAUAAAUAAUAACAAUGUAAAAACA